AUUAAAUUUACUCUUUUUUUUUUCAAUAUAUCUGUCUAAUUUAGGGGACAAAAGGGGUGUUGGUUAGGGUUAACAGACUCCUAAUGCAAAACUUUAUAAAUAAAUAAGAAAUAAAAAUAGAAGAAAAAGAAAAAGAAAAGUAUUUUUUUUUUUUUUAAGAAAAAAAGAAGUUACUGUGAUAAACUUGAAACCCAUUUCAUUGUGUCAUUGUCUCUCAAAAGAAAAAAAAAAUGCUCUCAUUUAUAGGUUAAUAAUGACAACAAUAAUAUUGCAUUAUUAAUCCAAGAUUCUGAUAUUCAAGAUUAAUACAAAUAGGAGAGGAAAAAAAAGCGUGAAAUAAAUAUAAAUAAAUAAUUAAAAAUGGGAGCAUACAGAGCGGAUGAUGAUUAUGACUAUUUGUUCAAGGUGGUAUUGAUUGGAGAUUCAGGUGUUGGCAAAUCUAAUCUCUUAUCUCGUUUUACCAGAAAUGAAUUCAGCCUUGAAUCCAAAUCCACAAUCGGAGUUGAAUUCGCUACCCGCAGUAUACACGUUGAUGAUAAGGUUGUCAAGGCCCAGAUUUGGGAUACUGCUGGCCAAGAAAGGUAUCGUGCCAUCACAAGUGCAUACUAUCGAGGUGCCGUUGGAGCUUUACUUGUAUAUGAUGUCACUCGCCAUGUUACAUUUGAGAAUGUAGAGAGAUGGCUAAAGGAGCUCCGGGAUCACACGGAUGCCAACAUUGUGAUCAUGCUGGUAGGAAACAAGGCCGACCUGCGUCAUCUGCGAGCUGUUACCAUAGAAGACGCCACAGCAUUUGCCCAGCGUCAGAAUACCUUUUUCAUGGAGACAUCUGCUCUCGAGUCCAUGAAUGUGGAGAAUGCAUUCACAGAGGUGCUGACCCAGAUAUACCGAGUUGUAAGCAGGAAGGCUCUUGACAUUGGAGAUGACCCAGCAGCUUUGCCCAGAGGGCAGACAAUCAAUGUUGGAUCAAGAGAUGACGUCUCAGCUGUUAAAAAGGCUGGAUGCUGCUCAUCUUAAGUAUUGCCUCCGACUCCCCAAAAAAACAUAUCAUCUUUGAGGAUGUUGUGGAGCUUAAUUAUGAAGAGAGGUCUAAAGCCUAUCAUACUCUGAGAUUCUUUGCCCUGUUCAUACCAUACAAGUCUGCCUGACACCAUGAAAAUGCCAUCUCACAAGAUUUAUUAGCCGUCUAAACUUUGUGCUCUAAAACUGAAGAGAGCCUGUCAGGUAAAAGAUGUAGGAUCUGAUAAAACGAAAAAGUGCAGUUUUAUUUUCUUUCUGUGUCAUUAAUGUUGUGAACUACUUGCUUUCCCAUUUGUCCUCUUUAAUAACUCAUUUGCUGCAGUUUUAUGUACAGUUGGGUUGUUUGGGUUCAAUUACAUGUAAUAUAGCUUUCUCAAUCACUGAGCAAUAUUGUGUUUGGACUGAACAAUGUACUGCGAUCUUGCUAUUUUUCUAUUACGUUCCAUAUGUGCUCCAAAAUUCCAGAUAGGCUGCAAUAACAUAAAAGUGAAUACAUGCUUUUCUUACUUCAUAUAUCAUCAUCCAAACAUUUGCCAUCUCCUGUUACUCUGCUUUCAUCAGGCACCUUAUUCUUUCCAUAAUCAGUACAUUCAUGCUAGGGUUUUGGUUAUACUGGUUUGUCGUACUUCUUGUAUGAGGUUGGGGAAACAUUACAGAUCUGUCUCGCACACAGGUACUGGUACUGGCUAACCUUAACUAGA
Messenger RNA from Ricinus communis (castor bean), 1718 nucleotides. RefSeq names its product ras-related protein RABA1f. The record is from RefSeq and is a predicted model, not a curated record. The transcript has 2 exons. Gene Ontology annotation, molecular function: GTPase activity; GTP binding. Bases 361 to 1014 code for a protein of 217 amino acids. NCBI's taxonomy places the organism in Eukaryota, Viridiplantae, Streptophyta, Magnoliopsida, Malpighiales, Euphorbiaceae. Gene Ontology annotation, cellular component: endosome.